Molecule: messenger RNA, 2099 nt
Organism: Gavialis gangeticus (Gharial)
Lineage: Eukaryota; Metazoa; Chordata; Crocodylia; Gavialidae
Product: 7-alpha-hydroxycholest-4-en-3-one 12-alpha-hydroxylase
Exons: 1
Coding region: 60-1592 (510 amino acids)
Molecular function (GO): sterol 12-alpha-hydroxylase activity; iron ion binding; heme binding
Source: RefSeq, a predicted model, not a curated record
UGUAAUCAUCUCUCCUCAGUCUGGCUGGAUCCCUUGUGGCGGAGCACAGAUCCCUAAGAAUGGCUGUCUGGAUAGCACUACUUUGCACCCUGUUAACAAUGGUCCUCGGCGGCCUCCAUCUCUUGGGAGCAUUUCGCAGGAGAAGACCCAAAGAGCCUCCCCUGGAUAAAGGCUACAUCCCAUGGCUGGGCUACGCACUAGAUUUCAGAAACAACAGCUCAGAGUUUCUACAGAAGAUGCAGAAAAAGCACGGGGACAUUUUCACGGUGCUGAUUGGAGGCUACUACUUCACUUUUGUCAUGGACCCACUGUCUUUUGGGGCCAUUGUGAAGGAAUCCAGAUCCAAACUGGAUUUUGAGAAAUUUGCAUCUGAGCUGGUCAGGAGGGUUUUUGGAUACCAUCCUGUCUCAACAGACCACAAAAUCAUUCAGCUGGCAAGCACAAAAUACCUGAUGGGAGAUGGGCUUGUCAUCAUGACUCAGGCCAUGAUGGACAGCUUGCAGAACGUGCUGCUCCAUAGCCUGGGUGCCGGAGUAGAGGGGAGGCCAUGGAGCCAAGAUGGGCUCUUCCACUACAGCUACAACAUUGUCUUUAGGGCUGGCUACCUGGCUUUGUAUGGAAAUGAGCCAACCAAUGGCACUGUGAGCAAGAAGAAGGCCCAAGAGCAUGAUCGCACCCACUCUGAAGAGAUCUUCUACGAGUUUCGCAAGUAUGACCGUCUCUUCCCUCGUCUGGCCUACGCCGUGCUGCCACCCAAGGAUAAAAUGGAGGCUGAGAGGUUGAAGAAGCUCUUCUGGAACAUGCUUUCUGUGAAGAAGACCUACACAAAGGAUAACAUUAGUGGGUGGAUAAGCAGCCAAGAACGGGAGCUGGAAGAGAUUGGUGUCCCCGAGUACAUGAGGGACCGGUUCAUGUUUCUACUCCUUUGGGCCUCCCAAGGCAAUACAGGCCCAGCUUCUUUCUGGCUUCUCUUGUAUCUCAUGAAACAUCCCGAAGCCAUGAAGGCUGUGCGGGAAGAAGUGGACCAAGUCUUAAAAGAGUCUGGUCAGGCCGUGAAGCCAGGCAGCGCCCCGGUUAACAUCACCAGGGACAUGUUGACGAAGACCCCAGUUCUGGACAGUGCGGUGGAGGAGACGCUGCGCCUGGCAGCCGGCCCUAUUCUGAUCCGAGCGGUUGUUGAGGACAUGAAUCUCAAGAUGGCCAAUGGGGAAGACUACAUCCUCCGCGGAGGAGACAGGGUAGCCCUGUUCCCUUAUGUUGCAGUUCAGAUGGACCCCGAAAUCCAUCCUGAGCCUCUCACCUUCAAAUACAACCGGUUCCUAAACCCUGAUGGUACCAAGAAGGAUUUCUACAAGAACGGGAAAAAGUUGAAGUACUCUACUAUGCCCUGGGGAGCGGGGACAUCCAUCUGUCCUGGACGUUUCUUUGCAGUCAAUGAAAUUAAACUGUUUGCGUUCUUGAUGUUGCUUUACUAUGAUAUGGAGCUGGUUAAUGGAGAAGAGGAAAUCCCUCCCAUAGAUAACAGCCGGUGGGGUUUUGGUAUGAUGCAGCCCAAGCAUGAUAUCCAGUUUCGAUAUCGGCUACGCUUUUAAUCGGAGAUGGUGAGUCCCCUUCUGACAUACACCUACUCUGUAUGGGCUUGAAAUUCAUUCAUUCGUGAAUCACUUGUCAAAUUGAGCUGUUAAGUAUAGAAGUUCUCCCACAGUGGUGAUACUUGAGGACAUGGAUAGGUGCAAGCCUGUUAAAUGAUUGCCGCAACCUCUCUCUUUACUCAGCAUGUUGACCUUGAGGUACGUCACAGCUCUGCUUGUAACCUUGUCCUACACGCUGCUCUGACUUUCAGACUGUCUUUAGGAAUUGGGUUACCUCCUGCUGCAGAAUCGUAACCGGCUGUCUCUAGGAGUAGCUGCCUGCAGACCGGCAAAGGAAGCAAGAAGAUUAAUGAAUUCCCCAAAGGAAAAUAGGAGCUGGUAGAAUUUCUUCAGCCUGGGCUUCUGGUUCCCUACUUUUUUCACUCAUUUUAAAUCUGACGGAGUGUGUACGUUUAGAAAUAUGUAUGAAUUUUUCAGAUGGCAAUAAAUAUGCUUUUUAUAGAGUGA